Magnolia sinica is the source of this 3928-nucleotide messenger RNA. Its product is annotated as ubiquitin carboxyl-terminal hydrolase 2-like. Lineage: Eukaryota; Viridiplantae; Streptophyta; Magnoliopsida; Magnoliales; Magnoliaceae. Gene Ontology annotation, biological process: protein deubiquitination. Gene Ontology annotation, molecular function: zinc ion binding; cysteine-type deubiquitinase activity; cysteine-type endopeptidase activity. Gene Ontology annotation, cellular component: cytosol; nucleus. Bases 196 to 3483 code for a protein of 1095 amino acids. The transcript has 3 exons. The record is from RefSeq and is a predicted model, not a curated record.
CUACUCUACACCUCUCAGAGUAGGGGCCGGUGCGCACGCCGUGAAGAUGCGCACCCCUUUCUUCCCAUCUUCUUCUACUCCCUGAUUUUGAAUCCUCUAAGGAGAAGGAUUACAAUGCAAUCCGAUUUUUUAAAGAGUAUAUAAUCAAUCCUACUUCCAUCUCCAAUAUCGAUUUUCAGAUUCAUUUAGGAAUCAAUGGGGAAAAAGAUGAAAAGGAAGACACGAAGCGCAUAUAAGGAUAAGCGAGUUUCCUCCAAUUCUCUACUUAGCAUUUCAGAGCAUUCAAAUCCGACAGUUGAGAUUAUGAACGAGGGAGUUUCGGCAGGAAAGGAGAGAAAAGCAUGCAAUCACAUUGCAUGUAAUCACAUUGAUAACAGUGUGGAUUUGGAUAAGAUUUCAUGGAACAUCAGUUCUUCGGACAACCUUAAGUGUAAAGAUUGCAGGGAUGGCCACGGUGUUGAUAGGAGAGCAGGUAAAGGAAAGGGCAAACAGGCUAGGAAGAAAGGAACGGGAUCUGCAGACACGAAAUCAGAACUGAAAUGUCUAUGGGUCUGUUUGUCUUGUGGACAUGUUGCGUGUGGAGGGGCUGUCGGGGAUUCAACACCCCUAAGCCAUGCUCUCCGGCAUGCUAAACAAACCCGUCAUCCUAGUGCCGUUCAACUUGAAGACCCGCUUCUCUGCUGGUGCUUUUCAUGCAAUUCAUUGAUUCCAGUUGAAAAACCGGAGGAGAAUGGUGGAAGGAACAACAUCUUAUUCCAAGCACAUGAAUUGAUUAAGGGGUGGUCAAUGAAAGGGGCUGUUGUGGAUGUCGAGGAUGUGUGGUUUGGUGGUGGAAAUGUUGAAGAAAGAACAACGACAGAAAUCGGUGAAUCUUCAAUUUCAAAUACAAGAGGUUAUAAGGUAAGAGGUCUGCCUAACCUUGGAAAUACUUGCUUCUUUAACUCAGUCAUGCAGAAUCUUCUUGCGAUAGAUCUUUUGCGGGUAUAUUUCAUGGACUUGGACCGGUCCGUUGGACCUCUGACGAUGGCUUUGAGGAAGCUCUUCACAGAAACGAAUAUUGAAGUGGAUUUCAGAAACGGCACAAAUCCCAAAUCCCUUUUUGGGUGCAUAUGUUCCAAGGCUCCCCAGUUUAGGGGAUAUCAGCAACAGGACAGCCACGAAUUGCUCCGAUAUUUACUUGACGGGUUGCAUACUGAGGAGUUGAGUGCCAGAAAAUCAUUCACUUCCUCUAGUGAAGAUGGUGUCGCUUCGAAUAUGGGUCCCACUUUUGUGGAUGUUAUUUUUGGGGGCCAACUCUCUAGCACAGUUUGUUGUACAGAAUGUGGGCACUCAUCAAUAGUCUACGAGCCGUUUUUGGAUCUAUCACUGCCAGUCCCAACGAAGAAACCUCCACCCAGAAAAGCUGUCAUUUCUCAACCCAAGAAAAAAAAGCAGCCUUUGAAGGAACAACGGAAUAAAGGUGGAAAAAAUCGAGAAAGUAAGAAUGCCGAUACUGCUCCAUUAUCAGCUCAAUGUGCAACAAGAGGUGUUAGUUUGCCAUUAGAAUGCCGCGAAUCUUCUAGCACUCUUCCUUCUGGUGCUCUUACUUCUAUUGCGCCUGCUAAGGAGCAAGCCGCUGCUUUGGUCACGGAUGAUAACUUACCGUGGUUGGAUUUCAUUGGACAGGAUACACCUACAGAACAAACAGUUGCUUUGGCAGCAGCUGAUGAUUCAUUGUGGUUGGAUUACAUUGGACAGGAUACACCUAAGGGAGAAACAGCUUCUUUGGCAGCAGCUGAUGGUUUAUCAUGGUUGGAUUAUAUUGGACAGGAUACAGCAUUUGACGAUGCAAGUUCAGUUUCUCAGAGUUAUGAUAUUUCGGCUGUUCAAGAUUCCGAAUGCAAGCAAGUCUUUCAAAAUGAGGAUACUACACAAUAUAGUAUUGAAUUGCCAAGUGAUGUUUGUACGUUGGAUAUGGAGCCAAAAGCAGGAAUAGAAUCUGUGGAGAAUCGUUGCAUUGAUGAACUCCCUUUACAUGUUCAAGAUUCCGAAGUUUUGUUGCUUCCUUAUAAAGAUGAGGUUUCGGCUAUGGGAGAGAGAGAGGGAAUGACGCCUGACUGUCAAAAUCCCACAAUUGUGGCAUCCGAAGAUGCUCCAAGUAAGGAUCUCAUUGAAGCAGCCUCAUCUAUUAAUGGCUGGGGUGAAGCUGAACAAGACUUUGAUGGCUUUGGUGACUUAUUUCAUGAGCCGGAGACGGUUUCUGAUCCCAAGAUGGAAUCUAGUUUAGGUGACCUGAGCUUUCAAGCAAAUGACGAGAUGGAAACGGCUUUAUUAGCCGGAAAUAGCAGUGAAUCUAAUCAAGAUGAGGUAGAUAACACAAAUGCUCAAGUAUCUAUCGAUAGUUGCUUGGCUUAUUUCACAAAACCUGAGCUUCUUUCUAAUGAGCAUGCAUGGCAUUGUGAGAGCUGUUCUAAGAACGUGCGAUGCCAAAGGAUGGAAGCUAGAAAUGGCGAAAAGCAAGUUGUUAGUAGGGAUAAGCAGUCAAAAACAUUAAAGUCUCGGACCAAUAGAGGCGGAUCGAAAAGUAAAAAUUCUCCAACUGGGUUAGAUGAAGGCCGUCUGAGUUCUGCUACAUUCAAAACCUUAGACGAUGAAAAGCCGGCAAGCAGUUCAACUUCUGCAACUACUGUCCAAACAGCACAUCCACAUCUCGUAAGACUGGAUGUCUCUGAUGCAAGUGCUGCUCAGAAACUGCUCGGUCCUACUGGUGAAGAAUCAACUUACACUACACAUGAACUCAGACGGUCGGGAAAUGACAUGGGCGAAGAGCUUUUGUCCAAUGGUGUCGCUGAUCAUGCUGAAAUUUCUUGGAGGGAUGAUGAUCUUGGUGCACGGAACCACGCUCCUCAAGACCUACCACACACUUCGCUUAACGAUCAAGCUAGCUUCCAAUCGGAUGGUAGCAAAACGAUCCAGCUUAGUUCUAGAGACAAGGACAGCUUUUGUGAGGUUGAUCAAGUGCGACAAAAAGAGUCCCAUUCGUCACAUGGAGGACAUGAGACGGACGACAGUGAGGUUGAGGAAAUCAACAGUGGAAGUGGGAAGGUCAAGAGAGAUGCAACUAAAAGAUAUCUUAUUAGUAAGGCCCCACCUAUUCUAACAAUUCAUUUAAAGAGAUUCAGCCAAGAUGCUCGUGGUCGAUUGAGUAAAUUAAGCGGACAUGUGAGCUUCAGAGAUACGCUUGAUCUUUGGCCUUAUAUGGACCCCGGGUGCGAAGAGAAAGAGAAGUGUAGGUACCGCCUCGUGGGGGUGGUGGAGCAUUCGGGGACCAUGAGAAGUGGACAUUAUGUUGCAUAUUUCAAAGCCGAAAGCAGAGGGAACACAAUCAAGAAAGAAGACGGGACUUCGCUGUGGUUUUAUGCAAGUGAUGCCUAUGUGCGUGAGGUCUCACUUACAGAAGUACUUCAAUCCGAGGCUUAUAUUUUAUUUUAUGAGAAAAUGUAGCGUCUUAGGAAAACGGGAAUCGAAAUUCACAACCACGACCACUACUUUGUAUUAUUGUGUUUCAAAGAGAGAGGAUGGAUGAAUCUAUCAGCGGGGUCUCUUUCGGAAAGAGCAUGGUUGUAUCUAUCAGCACGGGAGUGCCCGAAAGAGAGAUGAGCAGUGUUGGAAUUUUUAUUAGGGGAAAGGAAAAUGGAAAAGAGGCGGAGAAUAAUCGUUGUGCGUGUGUGUGUUUUUUAUUUUAUUUUAUUUUAUUAUGGGGCUCCGAAGACGGUCCAUUUUUCAUGUUUUAUGGGCAAUGAGAUUGGGUGGCCCUUCAUAUUAGCAUCCUUUUCUCCUAUGAUCUAAACCAUUCAUUCAUUAGGUGCGAGGUUUCAUGGACGAAGAAAGAUCACAAUGAUCGGACAAUCCUAACCAUGGUGUAUGGUUUUUGUACCACACCAUUUUU